This is a messenger RNA of Electrophorus electricus (electric eel), 1237 nucleotides long. RefSeq names its product homeobox B7a (gene hoxb7a). Gene Ontology annotation, biological process: regulation of transcription by RNA polymerase II; anterior/posterior pattern specification. NCBI's taxonomy places the organism in Eukaryota, Metazoa, Chordata, Actinopteri, Gymnotiformes, Gymnotidae. Gene Ontology annotation, cellular component: nucleus. Gene Ontology annotation, molecular function: DNA-binding transcription factor activity, RNA polymerase II-specific; RNA polymerase II cis-regulatory region sequence-specific DNA binding. The record is from RefSeq and is a predicted model, not a curated record.
UGGUCUCUUUGGAAAAAGGGGUGAUUUUUGGUGUAAAUCUAAACUGUAAUUCCAUAAUAUAUCAUUGGACCUCGUAAAACAGACACUAAACCCUCAAAUUAUGAGUUCACUAUAUUAUGCUAACGCGUUUUUUUCCCAAUACCAAGCAGCGAAUUCGGUCUUUCCUGCGGGCGUGUUUCCCGAGCAAACUUCUUGCGCCUUUGCGUCCACUUCACAGCGGGUCAGCGCCUAUGGCUCAGGAGCUACCGGUUCGACGUUCUCUACCUCCACCCCCUCGUCUUCCGCCUCUCUACCGAGCUUGUACGCUAACAGUGCAAGUCUUUCCACCCGGAAUCAAGGCAUGUAUCCCGCAGCAUAUGGGCUGGGGGCCGGCUCUUUGAACAUGCGCUGCACGGCUUCUGAGCACCCGAGUCUGACCAUGAUGUGCGCCACUGACCCUUCCAAGGCGGUCAGCAGUGGCAAGGCAGACCAGCGAAGCUGUCAUCAACACCACGAGGACAACCUCAGGAUAUAUCCAUGGAUGAGAAGCACAGGUGUCGACAGAAAGAGAGGCCGUCAGACCUACACGCGCUAUCAGACACUGGAACUGGAGAAGGAAUUCCAUUUCAACCGCUAUCUUACCCGGCGGCGGCGCGUGGAGAUCGCACACGCCCUUUGCCUAACUGAACGACAGAUCAAAAUUUGGUUCCAAAACCGACGGAUGAAGUGGAAAAAAGAAAACAAGACAACAAGCCCUAAUUCUCCUGCUGCGGAAAAAAAUGGAGGGGAUGAGGAAGAAGAAGAAGAAGAUGAGGAGGAGGAGGAGUAGCGCUAGAAGAGAGAGAAAAUCCCAGACUCCGAAAGAGACAAAGAAGCAGCGCAAUCUUCUUAAUCUCGUGAUACACUGAGUAAAACAAACUACCUACCAGUUUAAAGCGCUUUAAAUGUACCAUACCUACCUGUGUAUUAUCUUAGACUUCUAGAAGCACUAAACAAGUAUGCUUUUGUUCUUUAAAUCAUGCAUAAUUUCGUUGGUUACAGUAUAAAUAAAUAGAUAAGUUGUUAUUACUUAAAAAGGGAGAUCUUGAACGGCAUUUUAUUAUUUUAGUUAUUUUAUUACAAUAUUUGCUUACUGUGUUUUAAGCGUGUAUCUUCUUAUUUGCACCAUAUAUGCAUUUUGAAUUACAUGAACUUUGGACCAUAAAAUAUAUGAAUAUUCGUGUCACGAGAACGGUGUCAAUAAAGACGAAAAUAUAAA